AUGUUCUAAGCAGAAAAAGGAGCUAAUGCAAUUCCAGGAUAUACAGGAUUUGCCCCAACAUAGAAUUUUGAUGCAGAUUUAUUGUAAAUUUAAGGCAAUAGGAAUCAUAUUCCAAACUAUGCUGGUUUUGUGCCAGGGAUAAAGGCUGAAAAUCUGUUUGGAAAAACCUUCGGGAAAAUCACUCUUUUAUCUGGUACGAGAUAAAAUCAUUAGGGAUCGAAUUUGCCAGCAGAUCUCAGAUACAGAAGUGAAGUCAAGGAUGCUUAUUGCGAUCAAAAUCAUUAAAGAAAUAAAGAUAAAUUGCUAUAUGGAAAACUUGAUUCUGAAACUUCCAAAGCUCUGGCUUAUAGCUUAUCAAACUUAACAAGCACUCAGGUACCCAAAACAACGAAAUCCAGAGUGGAUGUGAAGGAGAGAGUGAGCAAUGUGAGUUAUCAGGAAGCACUAAAAUAAGCCGGAAAAUGA
This is a messenger RNA of Paramecium tetraurelia, 465 nucleotides long. RefSeq lists its product as uncharacterized. The transcript is spliced from 6 exons. NCBI's taxonomy places the organism in Eukaryota, Ciliophora, Oligohymenophorea, Peniculida, Parameciidae. The record is from RefSeq and is a predicted model, not a curated record.